AUGGGCAAGUUGCCAGACUUUCCUGGAGCUCAGUUUUGCGUGUGUGGGAGCACCAACGCAGACUCUGGAGAAGCUCGAGACUUCAUCGACAGCUCUCUAGAAAUGAGAUCUUAUUUAGGGAGCAGUUACUGCGACGCCAGCUACCGCAACCUAGGAGCUGACGAAGAACUGCAUGGUGAGUGCCUAGAGUCGGAAAAACCGUUCUGCGAACUCGAGGAGAGGGAUUUCCCUGGGCGGGACGUGGGCAGGGUGCUUCGAGGCAGCCGCCACCACUCCUCCACAGCGGCGCCUUGCCGCCGCCAGCCCACCACCGUGGGCGCCAACACCCUGGUCACUCCCUUUUGCUUACAUCCCUCCUUAGAUGUGCCGCCUACCGAAACAGGGGGAGACCAGGGAGGUACAGGGUCUGAACCUGAGCGUGGAGCCGCAGCACAGAACUACCUUGGCGGGGGAGAGCCCAGGCUCUUGAACAACGAAGCCCGUCGGGGCGGCGGUGGGGGCGAUGGUGAGGGCGUUGGCGGCGGCCAGGGAGUCGCCGGCGGCGGCCAGGAGUUCCAGCAGCAGCAAUUGGAGCCUGCCCCCCGAGCCGAGGCUGGUCCACAAGUCGCGGAGAGGAAUCCGCGCCGCUACCGAACCGUGUUCACCGCGUUGCAGCUGCAAGAGCUGGAGUACUUAUUCCGUCACUGUCAGUAUCCCGACAUUUUCGCACGUUGGCUAGCACUUAGGGAGGAGCCUCUUGUGACCUCUAACCCCACAUUGUUGAUGAAUAUCUUCCUAAAAUGCAUAAUUGGAAUGAUGGGAAUCGGGAUGCCCUGGUUAAGAAAUGGAACUGAGCAAGAGCCUUGCAGCACUGGGCCAGACUUUGAGUAUUUCCAGCGUUGGUAUUUCACGCCAGUUGAUGUAGCCCAACACCACCACUGGAAAGAUCUCUGGGUGUCUUACCUGAAUACUAACGCGUUGGCACAAGAGUACAAAGGAGACCUACUGCUGAAACUCAUCGUGGAAGUUACGGGUCAAUAAAUCAGUCACUGGUUUAAUCCAAACAUCCACAAGCACUUAGAUCCGCUAGUCGGUUCCCAAAGAUACCUCACGCCCUCCCCCCCACCCCGGGGCGGGGGCAGCUUUCUGCCCAUCCCACUUCAGCUGCCCAGAUCCAACUGAGCCUAUAAUUUCGGAAAGCCCUGGUAGCUGGGGUCGCGUUAUGAAGCGGGGAGGCUGUCCGCCAAGACCAACAUCCAUAUCAUUAAAACGCUCACGUCGCAGUAGCACAUACUGGAGGUGGGAGCCCUGGAAUCAACGUGGGAAAUCCUACAUCACUAUCUCCCCUAUGAUGCACAUGCUGCCAGCUACACAUGGAAAUAUGAAGGGAAGAACCUGAACAUGGAUAUAACCUGGAAGAGAAUGGGAUCUAGGAUGAAUUAGACCAUGGAGGGUACAUUACAUACACCUGCAAUACUUCACUACUUCAAUGAUGACCUCACAGAGCUAUAG
This is a messenger RNA of Myotis brandtii (Brandt's bat), 1491 nucleotides long. RefSeq lists its product as uncharacterized. NCBI's taxonomy places the organism in Eukaryota, Metazoa, Chordata, Mammalia, Chiroptera, Vespertilionidae. The record is from RefSeq and is a predicted model, not a curated record. Gene Ontology annotation, molecular function: DNA binding.